This is a messenger RNA of Nomia melanderi (Alkali bee), 2089 nucleotides long. Its product is annotated as vesicular integral-membrane protein VIP36. The record is from RefSeq and is a predicted model, not a curated record. NCBI's taxonomy places the organism in Eukaryota, Metazoa, Arthropoda, Insecta, Hymenoptera, Halictidae. Gene Ontology annotation, biological process: endoplasmic reticulum to Golgi vesicle-mediated transport. Gene Ontology annotation, cellular component: Golgi membrane; endoplasmic reticulum membrane; endoplasmic reticulum-Golgi intermediate compartment. Gene Ontology annotation, molecular function: D-mannose binding.
CGACUCACUUCAAUUGGUCGUAAAGGUAUAUAGCAGAAUCUUUAUUCCGGCAAUAGCUUCAGUGAAUUACGCGUUGUAAUCGCAAAGUGAUUGAGUGGUGCCGUUUGAUAUUAAAAGUGACAUCGUAGUAUAGACGUAAAGUACAAAAAAUGAAUAUCAUAUCAUGCUUGGUACUCGUUGCGAGCGUUUGGCAGCUAGUCGCCGCAGAAUGGAACACAAAAGACUAUAUGAAACGAGAGCAUUCUUUGAUCAGGCCGUACCAAGGAUCCGGAAUGACAAUUCCUUACUGGGAUUUUACUGGUAGUACAAUGGUGACAAAUAAUUAUGUUAGAUUAACGCCGGAUCUUCAAAGUAAACAAGGUGCCAUAUGGAAUUCCGCUCCAUGUCACGUAAGAAAUUGGGAACUCCAAGUUCACUUUAAGGUUCAUGGAAAAGGAAGAGAUCUGUAUGGAGAUGGUUUUGUCAUUUGGUAUGCAAAAGAAAGAAUGCAAACAGGCCCUGUAUUUGGAAAUAGGGAUUAUUUCCAUGGAUUAGCCAUAAUUUUAGACACAUAUAGCAAUCACAAUGGCCCGCAUAAUCAUCAGCACCCUUACAUUUCUGCUAUGGUCAACAAUGGUUCCCUGCAUUAUGAUCACGACCGUGAUGGAACUCACACACAAAUAGCUGGUUGCGAAGCAAAAUUCAGAAACUUGGAACAUGAUACUCAUGUUGCUAUUAGAUAUGAAAGAGACACACUAACUGUGUCCACGGACUUUGCAAACAAAGCUGCAUGGAAGGAAUGUUUCUCCGUAAAGGAUAUAAAGCUUCCCACAGGCUAUUACUUUGGAAUUUCCGCGACGACAGGAGACUUAUCCGACAACCACGACAUAUUAUCACUUCGACUGUUUGAAUUAGAUUUAGCACACGACGUUAAGGAUGACGAAGAUAGAUCCAACAUACUACCUUCUGCUGCGUUCUACGAAGCUCCACGAGAACAUGUAGAUGACCCGAAGCAAUCUAUUCUGAGCAGAGUAAUGUUCUUUCUCUUAAUGUUAGUGAGUGUGCUCGCGAUAAUCGCGUGCAUCGUAAUAGGUAUCAUGUGGUAUCAAAAACAUCAAGAGAACAGCAGAAAACGGUUCUACUAAACCGUGAUGAUAAUUCAUAAACAAUUCUGCUUUCGAAUUUCUCGUUUAUAUCGGAUGUUCAUUCUAAGAGAUAAACGUGUCGUUAUAAAGUGUUCAUAAGACUGUUUAUUUGGAUAUUAGUAUAAAAGAAAUGGUGGUUAUUGUAUCGACCAUUAGUCCCGUUUCCGAAAAAAGUCACUUUGGAAGAGAGAGAGAUACAUCAACAGGAAUUACAUGUAGCAACAAUUGAUUAAACGAUUUACGAUAAUGUGUAAAAUUGUUGCAGCAGUUAUAAGACGUCGAAUUUAUGCUAUUACUACUACUCUGGUCCUAAUAAUGUUAAUCACGCGUAGUACACGAUUCCUUUACCAAAGUUGUCAUGCUGUUAAGUUGCUGCCGUCAAUCCUGUAGCUCUAAGUUCAGUAAAUGUACAUUAUCACAUUGUUAAAUUGUUACAUCGUUCGCCGUAGGCAGGAAAAAGUAACGCCCAAUCUUUGAACAUACAAACAACACCGAGAGACAACAUCGAUCAUUUUUUCUAUUGUAUCUAUGAUAAUUUAUUCGCCGGUAAGCCUGGAACUUGUAAGAUUUUAAAUGAAACAUUACACGUGGAUAGGAUAUCCGAUCAGAGAGAAACGAACUCUUUAGGAACAAUAAUCGAUUUCUAUGAAAGCGUUCUUUCUCACUUUGCCUUAUCUUUACAUCUACAAAUUUAAUAUGAUUGGAAAGACUUUAUUGACGUAGAUUUUAUAUUUGUACAUACAACAAAAGAAACGUCGGUAUGGAAUAGUUAUUAAAGUGAUUUCAUACUGUACAAACUCUUUUUUUUUAUACAAAAAAAAGAAAAGGAAAACCAAGGAUAAUAGGGAAGCAAAAUCUCUGAGCAAACGAUCGUCUUGUUAAAGCAAACGUAAUGUUAUCAUCCGUAAAAAUAAUGUACGUCAUCUGUUGCCAAAUAUAAAAUAAAAGUAUAUUGAAUUGUAUAA